Messenger RNA from Penicillium macrosclerotiorum, 1293 nucleotides. Its product is annotated as putative MFS monocarboxylate transporter. Gene Ontology annotation, cellular component: fungal-type vacuole membrane. NCBI's taxonomy places the organism in Eukaryota, Fungi, Ascomycota, Eurotiomycetes, Eurotiales, Aspergillaceae. Gene Ontology annotation, molecular function: transmembrane transporter activity. Bases 1 to 1293 code for a protein of 430 amino acids. The record is from RefSeq and is a predicted model, not a curated record. The transcript has 2 exons. Gene Ontology annotation, biological process: transmembrane transport.
AUGCAGCGAUCUACGCGAACCACAGACUAUGAACUGACCGACCUCGAUCUCGCCUCGCAAAGCCCCGAUGCUGGGGUGAGCUUAGCCUUCCCGGAGGGCGGGCGUGAGGCCUGGACCUGUUUGCUGGGCUCCGCUCUGCUUAUGUUUCCAUCUUUUGGCUUUCAAACUGCUGUUGGAACGGUCCAGGACUACAUCAACACCCAUCAACUAGCCGCUUACACUGUUCGAGAUGUGGGCUGGAUCACUGCCGUCCUGACUUUUCUGACCCUAUUUUUGGGAGCCCAAGUUGGGCCUUUAUUUGACCACUAUGGCCCCCGUAUGCUUUUAAUCUGCGGAUCAAUGGCCAGCGUGGCUUCGUACUUGCUUCUGGCGGAGUGUACAGAAUAUUGGCAUUUUAUGCUUUGCCUCGGCAUCAUUGGUGGUAUUUCGUCUGCAAUUAUUACCACCGUUGGCAUCGCCGCAUUGAGUCACUGGUUUUAUCGACGCCGGGCAUUCGCUUCCGGAAUUUGCAUGGCUGGCUCGUCUGCCGGAGGUACCAUUAUUCCUCUUCUGCUACGCACUUUGUUCCAGAAGUAUGGAUGGAGUUGGGCUAUUCGGAUCAUCGCAUUCAUGGCCCUAGGCUGCUACUUGUUCGGAAUUGUCCUUGUCAAAGGACGAUUGCCUGCUGGUAACGUGAGUCGAGCAGUUAUCGACUUCCGAGCUUUUCAAGAACCACGGCUGUGUUUUCUUGCCGUUGCUGUGUUUGCUUUCGAGUUUAUCAUUUUUGGCUGCGCCUCACUGCUGCCCACCUAUGUCCGCUAUACCGGCUUGGACUUGAAUGUACAAUAUUAUUCGCUUGCUGUUUUGAACAGUAUGAGUGCAUUGGGGAGAAUCCUUCCUGGACUUGCAGCUGAUCAGGUGGGCCGGUUCAAUGUCCUUUUGACGCUGGCAAUGAUGACUCUACUGAUCAUGGCGGCCGUCUGGAUUCCAUUUGGUUCGCGUGAUGAGGUCACAUUGUAUGCAGUCGUGGCGAUUUUUGGAUUUGGAUCCGGUGGGUGGAUAUCGCUUGCUCCAGUAUGCGCUGGUCAAUUGUGUCGCACCGAGGAGUACGGCCGGUUCUACGGCACAAUAUACAGUGUUGCCGCUUUUGGGGUGCUAUUGACUGUUCCGGUCGGUGGUGAACUACUGCAAUCAACUACACCACAGAUUCUUGUGAGCUUUUACUCCAUAUUCCUGUUAGUUGGGCUUAUCAGUGUCGCCCUGUCCCGCUGGGCGCUUCUGGACUGGAAGUGGAAAUGGAAGGUGAAGAUUUGA